Schistocerca americana (American grasshopper) is the source of this 933-nucleotide messenger RNA. RefSeq names its product DNA damage-inducible protein 1-like. The record is from RefSeq and is a predicted model, not a curated record. Bases 1 to 933 code for a protein of 310 amino acids. Lineage: Eukaryota; Metazoa; Arthropoda; Insecta; Orthoptera; Acrididae. The transcript has 3 exons.
AUGGAGAAGCAGACCAACUACAAUGAGAACGCAACAGAUGCUAGUGAGAACGAAGGGGAAAGGUGUGUAGUACAAGAUGAGUUUACUAAAGUUACCGCCGCUCAUGAAGACCCAGCAGCAAUACAAUCUACAGUUGAAGAACCAGAAGGGGCAGAAGUUAGCAAUGCUCAAGCUAUGUCCAUACAGGAUAUGCUAACAGCAUUAUUUGAAAAGUUUGCUAUUAAAGAGCAGGAGCGUGGAAAACAACGCGAGCUUAAAGAGCUGGAGCGUGAAAGACAACGUCAGCAGGAAAAGGAAAAACGUAAACAGGAAAAGCUUAUAGAAAAACAGCAACAGGAGCUCAGAGACCAUGAAAAGGAAAAGAAAUUUAUGGAAAAUAUAAACAAUAUUUUUCUGGAAAGAGAUAAAGAAAUUGUCCGCCUUCGCCAGGUGACCGAGGCCAACAAUGAAGGCAAUAGGUCGACGGAACAAAAAAUAAACAUGAUGCGGUAUCAGGAUGGCAACAGGAUCGAAGAUGAGCUGUAUCAGGAACCUGCUGUCUCUGAUAAGCCACAAAGGGAAAAUAUCCAAGCAAGUGUCACCGGAGCUGUAAAUCGAGCGACAACUAGUAUUCUGCUUGACACAGGUGCUUAUGUAUCAGUUAUGAACACGCAGUUUUUCAAGAAGGUAUCGGAGAUAAGAAGAUUGCCGAUUUUGCCGGUUGCAAAUUGUAAGGUUAUAGGGGCAUUGGGAAAAAAGGCACAGAGUGUAAAAUACCAGGGACAGGUGGAAGUUUCCUUGGGAAAUGAUCGCUUAUUAUGCACGUUCCUACCAAUGGAUAACUUGUCCAUACCGGUGCUUCUGGGUCUUGACUUCCUUCGGGAAAUGGAAGCUGUAAUUGAUCUCGCCCGUGGGACAUGUUCACUGAAGUACCAACAGCGACCCAUAACAUAA